Messenger RNA from Momordica charantia (bitter melon), 1024 nucleotides. RefSeq names its product Tetratricopeptide repeat (TPR)-like superfamily protein. The record is from RefSeq and is a predicted model, not a curated record. Lineage: Eukaryota; Viridiplantae; Streptophyta; Magnoliopsida; Cucurbitales; Cucurbitaceae.
AUGAAGAUCACAUCCCCAACAUCGCAGAACGGAUAAGUCGGGCAGAGAAAGAGAGAGCGAGCGAGGGAGAAGAAAUUCAUCUGUUGUAAAUGGCCACUUUAUCAGCUCCACUCUCUCAAAAUGGUUUCUCCCGCAGAUUCUACUCUGCAAAACGCCGACAGCUUAUAUCUCCAUUUCCCCGUUCGCUCGCCCGUUUCAGCUGCUGUGCUACUGGGGAAGGGGCACAACCAAAAGAGAGCUUGUCACCCUGCAAUCGUAUUGGUACUGUAGCUUGCGGUCUUCUUGCUGUGUGGGCUUUGACAAAUACCUCUCCUGUGAUUGCGGCUAAUCAGAGGCUGCCUCCAUUGUCAACAGAACCCAAUCGAUGCGAGCGUGCUUAUGUUGGCAACACAAUUGGUCAAGCAAAUGGUGUCUAUGACAAGCCAAUUGAUCUUCGUUUCUGUGACUACACAAAUGAAAAAAACCAGUUGAAAGGGAAAUCUCUUGCUGCUGCAUUGAUGUCAGAUGCUAAGUUUGAUGGUGCAGACCUGUCUGAAGUGGUGAUGUCAAAAGCUUAUGCUGUUGGAGCCAGCUUCAAGGGUGCUGAUUUCUCAAAUGCGGUCCUAGACAGGGUAAAUUUUGGGAAGGCCAAUCUCCAAGGAGCUUUGUUUAAGAACACGGUACUGUCGGGGUCAACCUUUGAUGAUGCUCAAUUGCAAGAUGCAGUUUUUGAGGACACUAUCAUAGGCUACAUCGAUCUCCAGAAACUUUGUGUAAAUCCAACUAUUGGUCCUGAAGGAAGAGCGGAAUUGGGAUGUCGAUGAUUUGGAUUUCAAUAUAGUUUUCUAUAUUUUCCUAUAUAUAUUGUAUAAACAACUUGAUGGUUUCGGCAUUUUUAGUAUAACUAUUGUAUAAACAAAUCAACUUGAUGAUUUUGGUAAGUAAUACAUAGUCAAAAAGAGAAAACUCAGCUCUAACUUCUGUUGAAAGCAAUGUAUGUUGUCACAGUUAAGUUUCUGUUUUAACUAUUUUAUUGUAUCGCCAA